AUGGCGGACGAUGAAGAGGUAAAUUUUCGUGUUUGUGCGGUUCUCCCUGCUGCUGGCAGCGGGMUAAGAACAGGUUUAGAAACACCAAAACAGUUUAAUUUAGUUCUUGGUCGACCGCUCAUAAGUUACACUCUUGAAGCGUUCGAAAGAGUCUCAUGGAUCCAGAAAAUUGUCGUGUCUGUAUCAAAAGAAAGCCUUCAAGAAAUGAAAAAUAUUGUGCUGGAAUUCAACCAUAACAAAGUUCAAAUUACCCUUGGAGGGGCAACAAGGCAUAGGUCAAUAUUCAAUGGAGUCAAGGAGCUCACCCUAGGGCAUAAUCAACCUCCAGAUGUUGUGAUUAUCCAUGAUGCAGUGAGACCAUUUGUAGAUGAAAGCAUCUUGAAAGAAGUUACAUUAGCUGCAAAUAAACAUGGGGCUUCUGGUGCAGUGCGUCCAUUGGUAUCAACAGUAAUAGGUGUUGACAAAGAAGGAUUCUUAGACCACUCCCUUGAAAGAUCAAAAUAUAGAGCCAGUGAAAUGCCUCAAGCCUUUAGAUUUGAUGCUAUAUUUAAUGCGUAUAAUAAGUGUACAGAAUAUGAUUUUGAGUAUGGGACAGAGUGCUUACAUCUUGCACAAACCUAUUCAGGUGCCAAAGUGAAGCUUGUUGAUGGUCCUGAUUCAUURUGGAAGGUAACAUUCAAAAAGGAUUUGUUUGCUGCAGAAGCCGUGCUGAAAGAAAUGACAACAUUGAAAGCCAUUCUUAUUGGCUCAAAAUGUCUGCAGCUUGAGGAGGAUCUCAUGUCAAAACUACAAUCAAAACAAGUAGAAGUKAAGUGCAUAUCAUAUGAAGAGGUGGAAGCAGCUUGUACACAGACCUUCAAUGUUGUUGUAGCUGUUUACAGACAUGAAAGUCAACCUGACACUAAUGUACAGAAAAAUAAACCAAUAUCCUCUCAGGUSUUCUCUAACAAUAUUUUCCACUAUUUAUCUUCCUCUGGACUACACAAAAAGACUGCUGUUAUUGUAGAGUUAUCAAGUAAYCAGAAUUAUAUACAAAGUUUCAAGGAAAAAUUAAAAAWGUUAAAUCAGACUGCUAAGUCAUCUGGAAUUCAAUGUUUUGGUAUCUUUGUGGACAUGUCUUGCAUUAGCAGACAGGGGAGACUGUCAAGUAGUGAAUGUCAAGGAAUUGUGUCUAUGAUAGUAGAUGUUGCCUUGAAUACUAGUGAUACUCUCAAUGGGCAAGUGUUUGAGUAUCUCUGGUGAAUGUAUCCAUCUUGUGGACAGUCUUUAGAGCCAAGACUUUAGAAAAAUAGGGAUGUAUUAGCCUCCUUCACAGGCUUCUCUUCUUGGUUGUCCUGUGUACAUAAUAUUGAYCAAGAAGAACUGGUGUCGAGAGAUUACCCAGAGCAACAAAUAAGAGAAGUAGACAACUCCUCCAGCUUUUUCUUCCUUACUAAACCCCUUCCCCUGCRGCAGCUUUUUUUGUCUWAAUGCAGGAAUUCCACAGAGUAGAGUUCCCUUUGAAGGAGGCUAGGGAUGUAUGGAUUAUAUUACCAAAUCGUAGUCAAUACACUUUGAGAUCCUGGAACAAUAGCCUCUCAUCUWGAAAGAUAGGCAUGUCUUUGCCUUUGACCAUGCAGAAAUAGAUACUUUUGAAUAAUAUUKUCUGUAGAUAUG
This is a messenger RNA of Exaiptasia diaphana, 1656 nucleotides long. Its product is annotated as D-ribitol-5-phosphate cytidylyltransferase. Lineage: Eukaryota; Metazoa; Cnidaria; Anthozoa; Actiniaria; Aiptasiidae. Gene Ontology annotation, molecular function: D-ribitol-5-phosphate cytidylyltransferase activity. Gene Ontology annotation, biological process: isoprenoid biosynthetic process; protein O-linked glycosylation via mannose. The coding region runs from base 1 to 1242 and encodes 413 amino acids. Gene Ontology annotation, cellular component: cytosol. The transcript has 15 exons. The record is from RefSeq and is a predicted model, not a curated record.